AGCGGUAGAAAUGGCGCAAAGCGGAGAAAUUCACCUGGACCAAGAUAAACUCUGCUGCUCCAUCUGCCUGGAUCUGAUGAAGGAUCCUGCUACUAUUCCCUGUGGACACAGCUACUGCAUGAACUGCAUCAGGAGCCACUGGGACGCAGAGGACCAGAAGAAGGUCCAGAGCUGCCCCCAGUGCAGGCAGACCUUCAGGCCCAGGCCUGUCCUGGUGAAGAACACGGUGCUGGCCUAUCUGAUGGAGGACCUGAAGAAGACCCGCCUGCAGCCGCCUGCAGGAGACGGCUGCGCUGCAGGACCGGAGGAUGUGGCCUGCGAUUUCUGCACCGACCGGAAGCUCCGAGCCGUCAGGUCCUGCCUGCAGUGUCUGGUCUCCUACUGCGAGCAGCACCUGCAGCCGCACUUCCAGUCAUCGGCCUUCGAGAAGCACAAGCUGGUCAAACCGUCACGAAGGCUUCAGGAGAACAUCUGCUCCCAUCACAGCGAGGUGAUGAAGAUCUUCUGCCGCACCGAUCAGCACUGCAUCUGCUACAUGUGCUCCUUAGACGAGCAUAAAGGCCACGACACGGUUUCUGCUGCGACGGAGAGGAUCCAGAAGCAGCGAGAGCUCUGCGGGAACCAGCGGGACAUCCAGCAGAAGAUCGGCAGCACCAAGAAAGGCAUCCUGGUGCUGCAGCAGGAGGUGGAGGCCAUCAAUUGCUCCGCAGAUAAAGCCGUCAGGGACAGCGAGAAGAUUUUUGCAGACUUCAUCUUCGUGGUAGAGAAGAGGAGCUCGGGCGUGAAGCAGCAGAUCAGGUCUAGGCAGAGGAACGAGGUCCGGCAGGUCCGGGAGCUUCAUGAGAAGCUGCAGGAGCAGCUGGUGCAGCUGACCAAGAAGGAGAAGGAGCUGGAGCUGCUGUCCCACAUUGACAACCACAUCCAGUUCCUCCACAGCUACUCCCUGCUCACCCUCCCCCACGAAGGGCCCCACCUCUCCGGCCUCAACGUCCGCCCGCUGCGCUACUUCGAUGACGUCAUGCUCGCCGUGUCAGAGGUCAGGAACAAGCUGCAGGAAGUCCUCCAGAGUGAGUGGACCAAAAUCCUGAUGACCAUGUCCAAAGUGGACGUCUUGCUGUCUCAGCCGCAGCCGGAGACCAGAGCCGAGUUCCUGCAGUACUCCUGCCAGCUCACCAUGGACCCCAACACGGCCAACCCCCGCCUGCUGCUGUCGGAGGGGAACAGGAAGGCUGCGGUGAUGAGAGCCAGGCAGCCGUACCCCCCCCACGCCGAGCGGUUCACCCAGAGGCAGCAGGUCCUGAGCGCCGAGAGCCUCAGCGGCCGCUGCUACUGGGAGACGGAGAAGAAGGCGGCCAGAGCCACAGUGGCCGUCGCCUACCGCGACAUCCAGAGGUCGGGGGGCGAGAGCGGCUUUGGGAACAACGACCGGUCCUGGGCUCUGGAGGAUUCAGCCAAGUUCAUCCACAACAACGUCCGAACCUGCAUCUCCGGACCCGUGUCCGGCAGGGUGGGGGUCUACCUGGACCACAGCGCAGGACUGCUGUCCUUCUACAGCGUCUCCGACACCAUGACGCUUCUCCACAGGGUCCAGACCACCUUCACCCAGCCGCUCUACGCCGGCUUCGCUGUCUACGUUUAUGACGGAUCCCUGGAACUGUGCGACCUUAAAGAGGCGGCCGCAGACGCUCAGAGCGCCGCCAUUGUUCUGUAAAUGAACGACCCACAUGUCGCCGUCACUAUCCGCUUCGUACCGGUAGCACGAUCCGCACCAUCAGCUCAUCUGAGGGACCAGAUAUACAUCCCGGUGAUUUGGGUGUCAAAAACACCUAAAUCUAAAUUCUCCCUCCCCCAAAAAUA
Messenger RNA from Cyprinodon variegatus (sheepshead minnow), 1857 nucleotides. Its product is annotated as tripartite motif-containing protein 16-like. NCBI's taxonomy places the organism in Eukaryota, Metazoa, Chordata, Actinopteri, Cyprinodontiformes, Cyprinodontidae. The record is from RefSeq and is a predicted model, not a curated record. The transcript has a single exon. Bases 11 to 1711 code for a protein of 566 amino acids. Gene Ontology annotation, molecular function: zinc ion binding; protein binding.